Ruditapes philippinarum (Manila clam) is the source of this 2288-nucleotide messenger RNA. Its product is annotated as alpha-protein kinase 1-like. Gene Ontology annotation, molecular function: ATP binding; protein serine/threonine kinase activity. The transcript has 2 exons. Lineage: Eukaryota; Metazoa; Mollusca; Bivalvia; Venerida; Veneridae. The record is from RefSeq and is a predicted model, not a curated record. Gene Ontology annotation, biological process: protein phosphorylation. The coding region runs from base 390 to 1724 and encodes 444 amino acids.
UUCGAAACAAAACUUUUUGAAACAUGUUUGGCAGUAUAUUUGCAACAUAACCGUUUUAAAGCUGGAUAAGAUCGUAUAAAUUGUUAAGGUUUUACACUAAGUCAUAUCUUAGCUUCAUCUGUAAUAGUGAUAAAGAUAAACUGUUUGUCAUAAAGUAUUACUAAUAUAUUGUUUUACUUAAUGAAAUAAUUUUAUCUGAUUGUAAUAACUACCGACGACUUUAUGUCAUUUUGCCAUUGUGGACAAUUAGCUAGCACAUAGACUUUAAAACAGUGUCGAUGGAAAAUAGUCUGAUUUGAAAAAGUCAUUCGAAAACCUGUGAAACAAUAACAAAAAGAAUUAUAUUGAAUAUGGUAGUGCUCGUGUAGACGAUAUAUUGCGACUGCAUUAUGGGUCAACAAGUAAGCGUAGAAACGUUUACAUCUACAACAGAUCCAGAUGGAAACAAAUACUGGACGAGUUUUGAUCCGUACCCUUUCAAAGUUGGAAGCAAGAAACUUGUGUACAUGGGUAUUCUAAACGGUGAUGGACCACUAAAAGGCCAGAAAUGUGUAGUGAAAACCGUGCGGAACGGGGCAAUAAGUCGAAACGAUUGGAUGCUGGAAUCUAAUCGAUCAAAGGCAGCGAGGGAUCUUGCAAUUUCCUAUAAUAAAGUUACUACUCGCGGUCAGAAAAAGAUAACCUUUAACUGUCCAAUAAUGGCUGAAAUAGACACGAUGUCCGACUGUCUGUGUAUCAACGACAUUCUCGGGAAGCCUAAAAAGAAAUGGAAAGAUUCUGAGUUUGUGUCAAUAGAGUUAUACUUACGUGGACAUUUUGAGGAAUUUGAGUUCGGAUGGGUUCCGCGUGAAGAACUAGUUGAUGCGGAAGCGUUCUCUCACUUCACCUGGUGUCAAAGUGAGGGAAGAAUAUUGGUUUCAAAUCUGCAAGGGAUAAAGACUUCAAAUGCUUAUCAUUUUACUGGUCCAGUUAUUCAUUCCGAAGAUAUGGUGUACGGGAGUUCAGAUUCCGGCCAAAGAGGUAUUAAAGAGUUCUUUAAGCUGCACCAGUGUAAUCGAAUUUGUAAAAACUGGCCAAGACUGGGUGAUGGUGUUGAUUUAAGAGGUUGGGGCGAAUAUAUUGUUAUGGGAGAAAGGUACCCGUCGGCUCCACCUCUUCCCCCAUCGCCUUCAUUUGCACCGCCCCCGUACACGGUCAAUGACAGAAAGCCACACCUUUCACAGAUUCCCGAAGAAUCGGAGGAAGACGAAAACCAGGUGCUAACAAAUUCACUUCAUCAUCAUCAUGAUGGUUCCCAGCAUAUCACGAGACCACAGUUUCAACAAGCCGGUUACCAACAACAACGCAACAACACUCAAUGGCAAACUGAAAAUGGAUACGAGUUUUGUUUGGACUGGCGAGAAGAAGUUAUCAAGCAGAGUAUGAACUUUAACCCAUAUUAUAACAGUGAUGAUCCCGUUCUUAGGGAUGAGAUGUUUGGUAAGCAGUUAUUAUGGAUCGUUAAACAAAUGAGGUACGCAGUAUAUGCAUCCACCCCGGCGCCGCCGCCAUAUUUCACAAAUACACAAGGACGGGAAAUUACGCAAAGUGAUUACAUUCACGAGACAAACGCACGUGAAAAGAAACAUUUCAUUGGACAAGAUCAGGAUGAGCAGUAUAUGCUGCCUCCUCCGUACGAAGAUGAAAUUGUUGAUCCAAAGUUGGAAUGCGUCACAUAUCUGUAAAAUACGGAUAGUUAUAAAAAAAUAAAUAUGCUGUGAUAUUUGCAGCGAAAUUACUGACGUUGUACUAAAAUCAAGUGUUUUGCUGAAGUGCUAAAAAUAUGACAAUGUUUUUUAUUUCAUACCGGCUGGUUCCUGAUGAAAAUGUAAAUAUUGUUUAGUUAUGCCACCUUUUGGUGAUUACUGACUUUUAUUUAGACUUGUGUUGAAUUCUCGGCGAAUUUUUUGGAUGUGACUCAAAACGAACUAGUAUAUUAUGUAAAGUUCAUACAUAGAAUCCCACGCUUUAAGUGCGAAAAUGUCCAAGCUAAACUUUGGCAGAUUAUGUAUACAUAUCCUGGAAUAGUGUCAAUAGUCAUACAGGGUUUAAACAUGUGUGUUACCAAAAUUAUGUAUCGAUUUCAAACUUUUCUAUAUACAUUUUUUGAUCACUUUGCAUAAGUUUCAUAUGGUAUACGUCAUAUAAAAACUGUUGUUGUGUUGUUUUUGUUGCUGUUUUCACAUUAUUAUUGCAAUGUUUGGUUGACUUUCAUUCGUUUUACUAAUAAAACAAAUAUACAAAUGUAA